Molecule: messenger RNA, 1125 nt
Organism: Chilo suppressalis (striped riceborer)
Lineage: Eukaryota; Metazoa; Arthropoda; Insecta; Lepidoptera; Crambidae
Source: the annotation of a GenBank genome assembly
AUGGCUCAAACUCUAUCGUUUGGUGACUCAUGUGCUCCGAUAACUUGUCAUGCUUGGAACAAGGAUAGAACCCAAAUUGCCUUCUCACCUAACAAUAAUGAAGUUCAUAUUUAUCAGAAAGAAGGAAGUGAAUGGAAACAAACUAAUAAUUUAGUUGAGCAUGAUUUAAGAGUUAUGGGCAUUGAUUGGGCCCCAAAUACCAACCGCAUUGUAACAUGCGCUGUUGACCGCAAUGCAUAUGUUUGGACUCAAGGUGAGGAUGGCAAGUGGACAACUACUCUUGUGUUGUUGCGUAUCAACCGUGCUGCUACUUGUGUGAAAUGGUCUCCAAUGGAAAACAAGUUUGCUGUGGGCUCAGGUGCAAGACUUAUUUCAAUAUGCUAUUUUGAAAAAGAAAAUAACUGGUGGGUUUCCAAGCAUAUUAAAAAACCCAUUCGCUCAACUGUUACUACAUUAGAUUGGCACCCAAAUAAUAUGCUAUUAGUAGCUGGUUCUGCUGAUUUUAAAGUAAGAGUUUUCUCUGCAUACAUCAAAGAUAUCGAAGAUCAACCUGGUCCAAAUGUGUGGGGAUCAAAGCUACCACUGGGCCAAUUAUUGGCAGAGUUCCCCAACUCUCCAUCAGGUGGUGGUUGGGUGCACAGCGUUUCCUUUUCAGCUGAUGGAAACAAAGUUGCUUGGGUAGGACACGAUAGUUCAAUUAACGUUGCUGAUGCUACACAAGGCAAGGCCGUUAUCAAACUUAAGACUGAAUAUCUGCCAUUCUUGGGUUGUAACUGGAUCACCAACAAUUCCCUUGUUGUGGCAGGACAUAGCUGCAUUCCAUUACUGUAUAGCCUUGAAGACAAUGAGAUUAAAUUUGUUGCCAAAUUGGAUAAUACUCAAAGGAAAGAGUCUGGUGGGUUGUCAGCCAUGAAGAAGUUCCAGUCUCUGGACAGACAGGCUCGUAUUGAAACCAAUGACACCUUGUUGGAUUCUAUUCAUCAAAAUGCCAUAACUACUAUAAGCCUUUAUAAAGGAACCAAAGCAAAUGCUGUUAAGUUCAGCACUUCCGGAUUGGAUGGUCAGCUGGUCAUUUGGGAUCUUGAAUCUUUGGAGCAGAGCAUUGAAGGACUGAGGAUUAUCUAA